Sardina pilchardus (European sardine) is the source of this 2263-nucleotide messenger RNA. RefSeq lists its product as uncharacterized. The record is from RefSeq and is a predicted model, not a curated record. Gene Ontology annotation, molecular function: protein binding; DNA-binding transcription factor activity, RNA polymerase II-specific; RNA polymerase II cis-regulatory region sequence-specific DNA binding. The transcript is spliced from 3 exons. Lineage: Eukaryota; Metazoa; Chordata; Actinopteri; Clupeiformes; Clupeidae. The coding region runs from base 29 to 2002 and encodes 657 amino acids. Gene Ontology annotation, biological process: regulation of transcription by RNA polymerase II.
AGAGACUCUAUAUACUUCGGCUACAUUUAUGACAACUCAUGCAAACUUCUACAUGAAAACUUCACUCCCCUUCUGUGGCAGAAUGAAUGUGGCAAGUGAGCCCUUAACUGACUGCAAACAUGCAGUGGCCCUCUUGAGGGGGCUAAACCUGCAGCGAGAGUAUGGGCAGUUUUGCGACUGUGUCAUACAGUUACAUAUAAAUCCUGGAAGGUUGUUUUUAGCCCAUAAAAGUGUCCUGGCUGCAUCAAGCCCUGUGCUAGCUUCUCUCCUCACCAGUCAAGGUGCACUUUUGGAUUUGCAGUCCCCCUGUCUCUCUCCAGAGACAAUGGAAUAUUUGUUAGACUUUAUCUACACAGGAAAACUACCUCCAAAAAGCCAAGAGGACUCUGUACUGUCGGUUGCUGUUGACCUACAGAUGCAAGAACUCCAGUAUGCAUUGAUCUUCAGGAGAAGUACACUGUCUGAGUUUUUGAACAUCCAAGAUAAAUUGGACAGAAAGCGGCCAUAUCCUGAGGAGCAACAUGAAGAAGGAAACCUUAUGUCUCCCUCAUUCCCACACAGGUCAAAAAGGCCUUUAACAUCCUGUUCAAGCUGUGAAGCGGUACCUGUUAUUCGUCAUGCAAGUGCCUGCGGGAAGUUGUCACCGAUGCAAGAAUCAAGCACACCAAACUAUGACCUAGACAUUGCCUCAGACCAGCAUGGCAGGGAAUCUGACAGUAGACAAAGUGUGCACCUUCCUUCUUAUAGACAUAAACAGAUAAUAGAUCACAACUUUCAAAACAUGGACAAGAAUGACGAUAAUUCAUUUGAGCCAGUAUCCAAAAGAGCUAAGGUUGUUUCCCAUGUGCUUCCUCCAGAUGUACUCUGUCACCAAACUGAAACUCCCAAAGACUUUGAGGACGAACUUUUGGAAUCAGGGAGUGACGCGUUUGUGAAAACAAGCAUUACUGUGUCUCCAAAAACUGUUUGUGUGUCUGCACAAAUCAGGCAUGCUAGACACAAAGAGGAGGACUUGAGCCCACAUGCAAAGGCCAGCAGGGGCCUCAUCCUUAGCGAUGCUUCAAGGAACGAUGACCAUCAUGGCCAUCUACAUUUGAACAAUUCACAUUACGAGCACAUUGAUGAUGCUUCACACCGGUUCAGGCCUAUGGAAAACGACCCCAGCAAGUCGCAUGCCUCCCUAGAGUUCUCAGAUGUUUCAGCCAAUAUUCCUGUGGACAGCUCCGACAUCAGUGAGGCACAUGUUGAACCAGGUCAGCGCAACGUUUUGUGUCAUUUGCAGUCAGAGGAUGACCAACCGUAUGCAGUGCAUGUUGCAAUAAGCAGGGAGAAAUACCACCAGGGUGUUGACAUGCAGACCUGUAGGUCUUCUGAUUCCAAACCAUUGUUUGAUUUAGACAGGUGCAAUGCACAAGACCCAGGUGUUUCAAAUCACAGUAUUACUGCAGACUCUCAUGUAGUCCUCGAAUCAGCCCGAGAUGAUCGUAGUAGCACAUCUGAGACUUCCAGCAUUGAUCAGGAGGAGGACUAUGACCUGUUUGGCCCUCAGAUCUCUAGUAUGCACACCUACCUAGGACAGGUGAGGUAUCAUUGUAUCAGCAGAGAGCCUCGAUCAAGCGAUUCGGACGAGGAUGGACUGUAUGGAACGCCAGCGGACACUGCCAGCAGAAAACUGCCCGCGGACACUGCCAGCAGCACCGUGUCUGGCAUCCCUCUCUCCGAGGCCUCCGCCGGUGAGCCGUCCACGGGCACACUUGACCUGGGCAAGGCCCAGCCGAACCCCGGGCUGAACCUGGUGGCGCAGCCCUACCAGUGCACCAUGUGUGACCGGGCCUUCAGCCAGCGCGGUUCCCUGAACAGGCACAUGCGCUCCCACCUCGGCGUCCGGCCGUACUCUUGCCCGCAGUGCCCCAUGACUUUCUCGCGCCAGUACCGGGUCACGGAGCACAUGCGGGUCCACCAGCGUGGCUGUGAAGACCUCCAGCGGGCAGGGCCCACCUGAGCCCGACCCAAACUAGACCACGUGUGCCCACGUGUGCCCACGCAACGCGUAUCAUCUAGCUCAGCCAGCUCAACCAUGAGGUGGUAUUCGUCUAGGAUAAAUACAGGGAUGCCAGCCUUAAAGUAUUGUCUGGGUGUGGUAUAGGUAGAGUACCUGGCAUUGCUGUUUAUGAAAGUACAAAACACACACAUGGACUGGCUGUGCGAAAUUCCGGAGUCUCACAUCAAAAUUGGGGGUGUUGGCAACCCUGUCGAUAGGCAU